Molecule: messenger RNA, 1443 nt
Organism: Punica granatum (pomegranate)
Lineage: Eukaryota; Viridiplantae; Streptophyta; Magnoliopsida; Myrtales; Lythraceae
Source: RefSeq, a predicted model, not a curated record
GGACUCGCUUCUGUUUCUGCACUGAGAGAGACAAGGAAGCAAAGCAAGAGGACCGCAGUUGAAGCUCCGGUGACCGGAGAAGAUGAGCUUUCUCCUCAGAAACCGGGGCUCACUGUCUUCCCCUUCUCUUCGCCUCCUCUUCACCAACAGAACCCUCUCCUAUGUUUCGGAGAAAGGAGCAGAAGAGGCUAACCCCACUUCUAUUCACCCAACUGCAGUUGUCCACCCAAACGCCCUCAUUGGUCAGGGAGUUUCAAUUGGUCCCUUCUGUACAGUUGGGCCUUCUGCAAAGGUUGGAAAUGGAUGUAAACUGUACCCGGGAAGCCACAUCUUUGGAAACACAGAAUUGGGGAUCUCUUGCACUCUGAUGACUGGCGCAGUGAUUGGAGAUGAUCUUCCGGGGCGAACGGUUAUUGGUUGCAAUAAUAUUAUUGGGCACUAUGCUGUUGUUGGUGUAAAGUGCCAAGACAUGAAGUAUAAGACAGGGGAUGAGUGUUACCUUGAUAUUGGGGACGACAAUGAAAUCAGAGAACAUUGCUCAAUCCAUCGUUCUUCAAAAUCAAGCGACAAAACAGUAAUUGGUGACAACAACCUUAUCAUGGGAUCUUGUCACAUUGCACACGAUUGUAAGAUUGGAAACAGUAACAUCUUUGCGAAUAAUACUCUUUUGGCAGGCCAUGUUGUGGUAGAGGAUUAUGUGCACACUGCUGGGGCCACAGUUAUCCAUCAGUUUUGUCAUGUUGGCUCUUUCUCUUUCACUGGAGGUGGUUCCGUGAUUACACAGGAUGUUCCCAAGUACGUAAUGGUGGCUGGAGAGAGAGCUGAGCUUCGAGGUUUAAAUUUUGAGGGUCUUCGGCGUCAUGGAUUCUCAAUCACAGAGAUGAAGAGCCUGAGGACAGCUUACCAGAAAAUAUUCUUGCCUUCUGAUCCUACUCAUGCUAGCUUUGAGGAGCGUCUUGCGGAAGUGGAACAACAUGAGUUGUUGGGACAUAUUCCUGCUGUUUGCGAGAUGCUGCGGUCCAUUCACAAUUCUUUUGCUGAAAAUCGACGUGGAAUAUGCAAGUUCAGACAAUGGAGUGGCUCCUGAGGCACAACUAAGUUUAGUCUCUACAUCAAGUUUGGCAGCUUUGUUUUGAGUCUGAGCCAACCCAGCUGACUUUUCCAAUCUUCUCAGGCUAUUGUCUCUCGGAGCUCGUUCAUGUAUGUUGACAUGCCAUAUGUUAGCCGAGCAGCUCACCGCUGAACUGAUUGUGACUCAUUAUUGUAUAUGUAUCAUAGUCUAAGCGAAACGGGCCCUUUGCUCUGUUCACCUUUUUUCAGUUAUCGAUAUAGAACUCGCUAUGCAACAUUUUUCACUGUAAUAAAUGAUCAACUGUGAGCCUGUGAUUCAUUCUCCAUGCUGAUCAUUCAUCUCAUUUUGACUGCUAUACUUUGAUUUUCAUC